CUCGGCGUGCACGGGAGGGAGUUCAGUCAGACGUAUAUAUAUAUAUGGCCUGAGCUGAAGCCGGCUUGCUCACACUGUAGGCGUGAAUCCGAGGUGCAAAGCAUCUGCCAGGACCAUUGCAUGCGCACUGCAGUCUGCUAGACCAGCUCACGUUUGUACCGUUCACGUGCUCACGAUACAACGACCAGUACAGACAUGAAGACAACAGUUGCCUACGUCGCUGUGCUCGUUGCUUUGGGAAUGUUUGCUGAGAUGAGCGGCGCCGCAAUGACAACGGACGCAGAGUGCCACAGACUUCGAACAAAAGUGGAAAAAGUGCGCCCGUACUGCGUCUACCUCUGCCAUAUGCCCGAAGGUUACAUCAAGAUGGGCAUGGAGGAGGACGGCACUCCGUGCAGGUUCUUCGUGCACGAAGGCGUGUGCCAGAACGGCCUCUGCCUCUUGGACAAACCCAGAAAGGAUCGCCCCACGAAAGACGACGGCGCAGAAGGCAAGGAGGGUGGCGCCGUGACGCCCAAGGUUGACGAGAACACCAAGUGAUUCACGCGCCAGAAUGUUAUAACGCCGCAUGGGCUUUCGGCAGAACGGACACUUUCUAGUUUUUUUUUCUUUUUUCUAAUUAGGACCAACGAUGCGUUCAGAGCGAGCUGGCACUGAUGGAGGUCGUGCGUAUUUAUAGCGCUGCUCGCCGUCUGUGAUACUUCUGUAAAUUGCUACCUUGCGGUAGAUUUUACUUGGCGUUGCUACUUAUGGCGUUCAUUGGUCGGUUUGUAAAUAUAGAGCUGUUGACAAAACAGUGGGAAAUAAAAGAAAAUUAUGUUAUUUUGCUGUGCGCGAAAGAAAAAUUAAAGAAAGUUACGGUAUUUCCGUGGCGAAAAACCAAACAUUACCUGGAGAUGUCCCUCGGAAUACUAUAGUAAUAACGAAUUGCGGUUUGUCGCUGCUUCUUGUGACGCUGCGAGCGCAUUAAAGUCACCAAUCUACGUAGCGAGAAGACUAGUUCAGUCGACUUCUAAUGAAGGACAGGAGUGCGUGUGCUUUUUUUUUAGCUUUUCAUUUGCUCAAGAGUUCAGGUCUGAGAACAUUUACUUUUCUUUCCCCUAUCACUAUUCUUUCGCAUUUCUCUCAGAAAAAACAUGAGAGAGAGAUAAAAAAAAAACAUAAGCAAAGCUGUGACGGGGAAUUGCCAUUACAGAAUAUACAUUUUCGAUAUAUUUCUUCCACAUUUUGCGGACCUAGAGAGCAUAUUGCAAAGCCCAACUUUCUACAUUUUAGGUGAUGCAUACUCCUUUCCUUCAGAUGAAAAUAAACUUUGCGACGCUGCUACGAGA
Messenger RNA from Dermacentor silvarum, 1331 nucleotides. RefSeq lists its product as uncharacterized. Lineage: Eukaryota; Metazoa; Arthropoda; Arachnida; Ixodida; Ixodidae. The record is from RefSeq and is a predicted model, not a curated record. The transcript has 4 exons. Bases 196 to 540 code for a protein of 114 amino acids.